ACAUGAAGAGUGUUUUUUUAGUUUUCGCUUUAGCCUUUACGCUAACUUCGGGUGUGUUUGAGGAUUGGCCUGAAGUUAGAGCGGAUAUCUAUGAAUUGUCCGAACUAUGCGUGAAUUACACCAAUAUCGACAAUGAAUUAGUUGUGAAAUCGAUGCAGGGUGAGUACGUCGAUGAUCCGAAAUUCUUGGAAUACUCAUCCUGCAUAGCCACAGAGUUGGGAGUCAUAGAUGAAGAUGGAAAGUUUGUAAAAUAUAAUGUCCUGAAGAUUUUUAUAGAACUUAUGAAGAUCGAGGUGUAUAAAUGCAUUGUCCAUGCGAAGAAGGAGACAAGCAGCGAGAAGCGAUCUUUCGAGUUUUACAAAUGUUUUUUAACAUCUUUUGAUGAUUAAUACAGAAGAGUUUCUAUUUCGAAUUACACCAAUUAUAAAUAAAUUAAAGUAU
Messenger RNA from Nicrophorus vespilloides, 441 nucleotides. RefSeq lists its product as uncharacterized. The transcript has 2 exons. The record is from RefSeq and is a predicted model, not a curated record. Bases 3 to 389 code for a protein of 128 amino acids. Lineage: Eukaryota; Metazoa; Arthropoda; Insecta; Coleoptera; Silphidae. Gene Ontology annotation, biological process: sensory perception of smell. Gene Ontology annotation, molecular function: odorant binding.